CAGCCAUUUGCUUCCCAGGGUACAGCUCUAUCGUUGAGGUCGAGGGGAGGCGAUGGAGAACGAGGGGGCGGCAGCUCGUGUACGCCGACCAGAAGGAAGGUACCGAUUCGGUUCGGCCCGGCGACGGCGGCCCGGCGACUCCAUCCUCUCACCCGCCCGCGCCGGAGAGGCCCAGACCCGGGCUGGCGGCGCUUGCCUCCCAAGCUUGGAUCCGGCGCUGGCAAGGCCAGAUCCGGCGGCGGUGAGCUCGGCGCCUGCGCCUCCACGCCGAGCUCGGCGCGGCCCUCCGCACGUUGGAUCCGUUGUUCGCGAGGCCGGAUCCGGUGGCGGUGAGCUCGGUGCCUGCGCCUCCACGUCGAGCUCGGCGCGCCUGCUAGCGCCGCCGCCCCGUCGGGGCUGGUGGGCGGCGGCGGCGGCGCGUUCGGGCGGGACGCCGUCUGGUGGGUCGCGGCGGCGGAGGCGAGGGGCGCUUGAGCCUCCGCGCCGUCCCACUCCCCGCAAUGGGCCUCGCCGGCCUCUGCUCGCUCUCCCUCAACGAGGACCACACCAACGAGGACGACGCCGGCCCCAUGUGAGCGACUGCGCGCUGCCCCGAUCCAUUCCCGACGCCACCCCGCCAGAAAGUCUCUCACCUUCGUCGUCGUGCCCAAAACCCAGCAGCCCCAAUGGCCGCCACCCCGCCGGCCCCGGCGCCGCCAUGCAUCCUCCUCGCCGGUGACGCCCACGGCCGCCUCCACCAGCUCUUCAAGCGUGUUAAAUCGGUGAACCAGUCGACGGGGCCGUUCCACGCACUGCUCUGCGUGGGGCAGUUCUUCUCCCCCGAAGCUGACGCCGAGGGGGCGCCGGGGGACGUCGCGGACUACCUGGAGGGGCGCGCCGCCGUGCCCAUCCCGACCUACUUCACCGGCGACUACGGCCCGACGGCGCCGCGGCUGCUGUCGAAGGCCGCCGCUGGCGCGCGCGGGUUCACACCGGGCGACAUCGAGAUAUGCCCCAACCUCUUCUGGCUCAGGGGCAGCAACCGUUUCACCCUCCAUGGUUUGUCGGUGGUUUAUUUGUCGGGGAAGAAGGGACCAGGAGGGCCUGGCUGCUACAGCCAGGAUGAUGUCGAUGCCCUGCGGGCUCUUGCAGAAGAGCCAGGAAUCGUUGAUCUGUUCUUGACUAACGAAUGGCCAACUGGAGUGGUGAACGGGGCUGACACUUCUAAUGUGCCUAAUCAGGUUUUUGAUCCUCAUGGGUAUGAUCCUGUUGUUGCUGAAUUGGUUGCCGAGAUUAAGCCAAGAUCAAUGCCGGCGCCGAGAUAGAUGCUGCGCUAGGUCCGGCACAAGAAUAUCUUGAAGCAUGUUGAUGCAGAUCAUCUGUGUGCUAAAUUAGAUACAUUAACAUGUACCAGUACAUGUGCGGCACGCAGUUGUUCUUUGACCAUAUUUCAGAAAUUCCUAUCAAUUUUGUAUUUCUAUCAUCAAUAUAAAUUAAUUUGCUCUCAUGCUCCGGUGCUGGAUGGUACCGGGUAAAUUGGUUAAUGUGUAGCAUCUGCACUGUGUAUUGGGUAAAAAAAGUAUCAAUUUCAUAUUGGCAAUACAAAUAAAUACAUAUAAA
Molecule: messenger RNA, 1599 nt
Organism: Panicum virgatum (switchgrass)
Lineage: Eukaryota; Viridiplantae; Streptophyta; Magnoliopsida; Poales; Poaceae
Product: zinc finger CCCH domain-containing protein 59-like
Exons: 5
Coding region: 666-1304 (212 amino acids)
Biological process (GO): mRNA splicing, via spliceosome
Cellular component (GO): post-mRNA release spliceosomal complex
Molecular function (GO): RNA lariat debranching enzyme activator activity
Source: RefSeq, a predicted model, not a curated record